Molecule: messenger RNA, 4979 nt
Organism: Mirounga angustirostris (Northern elephant seal)
Lineage: Eukaryota; Metazoa; Chordata; Mammalia; Carnivora; Phocidae
Gene: TAF1B
Product: TATA-box binding protein associated factor, RNA polymerase I subunit B
Exons: 15
Coding region: 108-1877 (589 amino acids)
Biological process (GO): RNA polymerase I preinitiation complex assembly; nucleolar large rRNA transcription by RNA polymerase I
Cellular component (GO): RNA polymerase I core factor complex; RNA polymerase transcription factor SL1 complex
Molecular function (GO): RNA polymerase I core promoter sequence-specific DNA binding
Source: RefSeq, a predicted model, not a curated record
GCCGCGGUUUCCGUUUCCGCCCGGCCGGCUCCUCCGGCGCUCCCGGAAGCUGCCCUCGCCGCCCGGGUAACGGGCCCGGCGGCGGCGGCGGCGGCGGCGCCGUCGUCAUGGACCUGGAGGAGGCGAGAGAGUUUAAAGAAAGAUGCACUCAGUGUGCUGCCAUCUCUUGGGGUCUUACUGAUGAAGGCAAAUAUUACUGUACUUCUUGCCACAACGUCACAGAAAGAUCUAAGGAAGUCAUAAACACUGAGGCUAUCCCUAAUACUAAAAUACAAGCCAUCAGCCGGGGACUUAAAAGAAAAAGAAAACCUGAGAAAGGCUGGGAUUGGUAUGUGUGUGAAGGUUUUCAGCAGAUACUUUAUCAACAAGCAGAAGCCUUAAAGACCCUUGGAGUAGACCCAGAAUUAAAGGAUGAAGUUUUACAUAAUUUUUGGAAGCGCUACCUUCAGAAGAGCAAGCAGGCAUAUUGUAAAAACCCAGUUUAUACCAGUGGAAGAAAAGCUACGGUAUUAGAAGAUAACCCAAGUCAUUCAGACUGGGAUAGUGAGCCUGACCUGCUGAGUGACUUUAGCUGCCGUUCUUUUGUUGAAAGUGGAACAGACUCUCAGCCUGAUGGCCGCACUCAGAAGCCUUUCCCCAUCAGCAAAGCAUCACAAUCAGAAACAGCAUCCAUCCGUUCUGGAUCUCUCGACGGAGUCGAAUAUUCACUACGAAAGGAGAAGGGAAUCGUGAAGAUGACGGUGCCAAGGACACUUGCUUUCUGCCAUCUGUCAUUACUGUGGCAGAGAGAAACAAUUACUCUUUCAGAUCUUUUGAGAUUCGUUGAAGAGGGCCAUAUUCCUUACUUAAAUGCUUUUCAGCAUUUUCCAGAAGAGAUGAAAUUAUAUGGGCGUGACAAAGGAAUCUUUGCUAUAGAGUCUUGGCCUGCCUAUGAGGAUAUCUAUAAAAAAAUGAUUGAAAUUGCCAAAUUCUUAGAUUUGCCACGUUUUCCAGACAUAACUGAAGACUGCUAUCUUCAUCCAAACAUCUUGUGUAUGAAAUACUUGAUGGAAGUCAAUCUCCCUGAUGAAAUGAAUGAUUUAACCUGCCAAGUGGUAAAAAUGACUGGAAUAGGAGAAGUGGAUUUUCUGACAUUUGAUCCCAUAGCUAAAAUGGCAAAAACAGUUAAAUAUGAUGUGCAAGCUGUCGCUGUCAUUGUAGUAGUAUUGAAACUGCUCUUUUUAUUGGAUGACAAUUUAGAAUGGACUUUGUCUAAUAUUGCUGAGAAAUACAAUGAAAAGAACAAAGAAGAUAAACCCUGGUUUGAUUUCAGAAAAUGGUACCAAGUGAUGAAGAAAUCUGUUGAUGAGAAAAAACAAAAGUGGGAGGAAGCCAGGGCAAAGUAUAUGUGGAAAAGCGAAAAGCCACUCUACCACUCAUCCGUUGACAGAGCAGUGGUAUAUAAAAGAAGAGAAAUGGUGGUGAGUCUACAAAAACAAUUUAGCACACUGGUUGAUUCAGCACCAACUGUUGAAAAGAAAAGUCCUUCAAGUUUUCAGUUCAACUGGACUGAAGGAGACUCUGCUAGAACCUGUUUCCAUGGACAUGGCCUCCAGGGGAUCCUGAAGAAGAAAGACCAGUCACUGACAACCAAGAAUUCACUAUAUUGGCUUAGUACACAGAAAUUCUGUAGAAGCUAUUGUAAACAUGUGACAACCUAUGAAGAAUCUAAUUUUUCUCUGAGUUAUCAGUUCAUAAUAAAUCUCUUCUCCUUCCUGCUGAGAAUAAAGACCUCUUCCCUCCAUGAAGAAGUGAGCUUAAUUGAAAAGAGACUUUUUAAAUCAAAAUAUAGUAAAACGAAAAAGAAAUCAAGAUCCAGGAAAGGGAGAAAAUACUGAGAAAAAUGAAAUAGAAACUUUCUUGGGAAAAUAUUUUAAUAGUGAUACUAAUGUCAAAUUAUAAUAUUCCAGAGAAUUAUGGGAAAUAGAAUUUGAUUAUAUAUCCACACAUACAUAGAUACAUAUAUAUGUAUCAAAUGUGCUUAUAAAAAUGUGUAUUGGAAAAUAAGUGAAUUGUGUUUGAAUUUAUUUUUUAAAUUAUGAAUAUUCUUUGAGAAGAUUAAACAGUAAGUUUUAUAAAUGGUAUCCAGAAAUUUGUAUUCAUUGUAUUUUAAAGCUAAAUUUGCUUUUUUUUUUUUUUUAGGCUAAAUUUGCUUUUAAACUAGAUCACUUCCUUAUUCUUUAUGCCCCAAAGGAAAUCCCAGAUGGAUCAAAGAUCUAAACAGCAUAAUCUUUUACAUAUACAUAUAUUACAGUACUAGAAGAAAACAAGUAUGGCUGCUUUGAUGAUCUUGGAACAGGGAAGGACUUUCCAAACAUUCCCCAAAACCAGAAGCCAAAAGGGAAAAAUUGGUAAUGUGACUGCAAAGUCACAGGCAAAUAGCAAGUAGGAAAAUAUAUUUGUAGCAUAUGACAGACAAAGGAAUAAUUUCUUUAAUGUAUCAAUAGCUCUUGCAAAGCAAUAGGAAAAAGACAGGCUGAGCCAGGAAUAUGAGAAGAUAGCUUUCUGGAAAAAAGAAAUACAAAGGCCAACCCCCCAAAAAUGAUAUAAAUUAAAAUAGGUUACCAAAGAUAUAUAAAGGUUUAUAAUAUCUGGUGAGGAUACUGGAAAAUCAGGCAUUCUUGUUCAGUUUAUUCAUGCAACAAACACUGAACAACUGUGUUCCAGGCAUAUUCUAGGCACUGGAGAUAUAGCAGUAAACAAGGUCCCUGCCUUUAAGGAUCUUCGGUUCUAAUAGGGUGGGGGCAGAUAGUCAACAAAUAUACAAUAGUGGGGCUGAUGAGGUGCAAUGAAGAAAAAGCAAGGUAAGGGUGAUAAGGUGGGCCUUUUUAUAAAAAGUGAUUGAGGAAGGCCCCUGGGAGGUGACCUUGAGCAGAGAUCAACCGGUAUGGAGCAAGCCAUGUUGCUUUCCAGGGGAAGGUUAUUCCAAGCAGAGGAAACAGGCAAAGGCUCUGAGGCAAGAGUAUGCUUGAUGGAGUCAAGGAAUAGCAAGUUGUUCAGGGCACCUGGAGUGUUAGGGUUGUAGGGGAGAGUAGUAACACAGGAAAUGGAAGAAUUUGCAUUCGGGGCCAUGGUAAGAACGUUGGCUUUUGUCCCAAGGGUGUCAUGGGAAGCCAUUAGAAAAUUUUGAGCAAAAGAAUGGUGUGAUCUGGGGCACCUGGGUGGCUCAGUCGGUUAAGCAUCUGCCUUCAGCUCAGGUCAUGAUCCCAGGGUGCUGGGAUCGAGCCCCACAUCGGGCUCCCUGCUCAGCGGAGAGCCUGCUUCUCCCACUCCCUCUGCUGUGUUCUCUCUCUCUCUCUCUCUGACAAAUAAAUAAAUAAAAUCUUAAAAAAAAAAUGGUGCGGGCGCCUGGGUGGCUCAGUUGGUUAAGUGACUGCCUUCGGCUCAGGUCAUGAUCCUGGAGUCCCGGGAUCGAGUCCCGCGUUGGUCUCCCUGCUCAGCGGGGAAUCUGCUUCUCCCUCUGACCCUCCCCCCCUCAUGCUCUCUCUCUCUAUCUCAUUCUCUCUCUCAAAUAAAUAAAUAAAAUCUUUAAAAAAAAAAUGGUGCAAUCAGACCUAUGUCAUAAAAGGACUACGUUGCUCUGUGGUGAAUAGAUUGCCGGGGGAAAUGGGCAGAGGUAGAGACCACAACAGAGACUACUCUUCUGGUUUGGUCAAGAGGUGGUGGUUUGGACUACAGAGAUUAUAGUGGAAGUGGUAGGAAGGGAUUAGAUCCCAGAUAUAGUUUACGUAUGAAAUAAUAAGAAUUUGGUGAUGGGUUGGUUGUAGGUGUGAGAAAUCAAAAUGCCCCGAUUUUUUUUCCCCUGUACCAUUUAUUAAGAUGGGGCUGCUUUAAUUUCCCCCUAUUCACCCUGUUUGUGAGGGAAGUUAACUGGGUUGGUUAUAUAUAGGGCUGUGGGAAUAGCCAAACACAGGGUACCCAAGAUUGAAUAGAUGAGAUUGACAGCAGCUAAUUAAUCACAUAUACUUACCACCUGGGAGAGGAUGCAGCACUCUAUGCAGGGCCAAUAGGGUCACAUUCGGGAACUGAGAACAACCAGGGACAGGGAGGCAGGCUUUGUAUCAGAGGGAUGGAGCAGCCCCUGGUUCCUGCACGAGGGUGUGAUUGGCUUAUUUGAAUAAUCCCAUGGGCAGACAGGAACUCCUCUGGUCCUCUUAAUAAGGUUAGGGGACCCUAUCCAUCGGAGCAGAGUGGGGAGGGGAAGUCAAAGUUAGGCCACUUUGGGGCCCUCCCCGUUUCACCAGAUGUCAAAGCAGCACAAGAUAAUCAGGCCUUAAUUUUAGGCUGUACACCACAGGGGAACUCAAAAGAGUGGUAUUGGGAAAUCAGUGUUAUUUGGGGCAUAUUGAGUUUGAGAUGCCUGUUAGACAUUGGAGAGACGUUGAAGUCUGAAGUUGGAGGGGCAGGGGUCUGGGGUAAGGUAAAUGUAGGAAACAUCAGAAUAUAAGUACUAUUUAAAAACCGUGAGGCCAGAUGGGACCUCCUAGAGAGUUUGUACAGAUAGAAGAGAGGUCUCCAUGGUUGCGGUUUGUGCUUCAGCAGCACAUGCCCUUCUACUCCUGGAUGGCAGAGGGUUUUUUUCAAUCAGGAAUUAAUGUUGGUUUGUUUUUGUUUUUGUUCUUUUGUUUUUUCAGAUGCUUUUCUUGCAUCUAUGAGAUGAUGGAAUGUUUUUUCUUUUUUAGCCAGUUAAUAUGGCUUUCAUACUAUGGUUAAUAGGAAAUUCAAUUGAGUUUCAAAUGUUAAACUGGCCUUGCAUUCCUAGGAUAAACCCCACUUGGUCAUGAUCUAUCAUCCUUUUCACAUAUUGUUGAAUGUGAUUUGCUGAAAUAUUAAGAAUUUUUGCAUCCAUGUUCAUAAGAAAUGUUGUUCUGUAUCUUUCUUUUACUCCAUUACCACAAGGAAGAUUUGUGGACAUUUCAGUAAAGAUAAUCCAAUUAAUA